Messenger RNA from Diabrotica virgifera virgifera (western corn rootworm), 1757 nucleotides. RefSeq names its product UDP-glycosyltransferase UGT5-like. The transcript has 4 exons. The coding region runs from base 172 to 1704 and encodes 510 amino acids. Gene Ontology annotation, molecular function: UDP-glycosyltransferase activity. The record is from RefSeq and is a predicted model, not a curated record. NCBI's taxonomy places the organism in Eukaryota, Metazoa, Arthropoda, Insecta, Coleoptera, Chrysomelidae.
GCAAAUCUCAUUCAGUCUAUUUGGCAUCACAAAGUUGGCUUAGUAAAGUGUAGUGCAAAAACAAUUUUAUUCGCGUUUGUUGUGCAUACGAUGCGAUCAGAAUUAUGUAAAUAAUAAGUGUUUUCUAAAGAUUUAUUGCAUAUAAAACAGUGGAGUUUUCUAAUUAUAACAAUGUGGAUUGGUAGUUUAUUGUUGGUUAUAAGUGCUUUGUGCAGUGUUCAAGGGUACAACUUUUUGGCCAUAUUCCCACAUCCCGGUUCUAGCCAUUUUAAAGUUUUUGCUGCCUUAUUCGAAGAACUAAUUAAAAAAGGCCACAAUGUAACAUUGGUUGCUUCGCUUCCAUAUAAAAAUACCAACAGGAAUAUAACGGUCGUGGAUUUAAGUAAUGACUUGAACUUUAACGAGUUUAUGAUUCUAGGAAAUCCUGAUGUCGAUACGAGAAUGUCAAGAUAUUUUGAAUUUAUACUCGUCUUUUUCAUGGCAGACAUUACCUGUAGAGGAAUAAGUUCAAACGCUUUCCAGUCUUUGCUAAAAACCACUGAAAAGUUUGAUGCAAUAUUGCUGGAAGACUUUAAUACUGACUGCUAUAUGCGUGCUGCUUCUAAAUUUAAAGUACCGAUCAUUGCAAUGAGUUCAUCGGGAAUUUUACCAUGGUCAUGGUCUCGGUAUGGUAGUCCUAUCAAUCCGUCCAUAUCACCAAACAUUAUGCUGCCACUUACAGACAAAAUGACAUUUUUGGAAAGAGUCGAAAAUACUAUAGUUACAGUAGUAGAUAAUCUGAUUUUUAAGUAUCAUAGACGCGAAAAAGAUAGACAAGUAGUGAAAAGAAAUUUAAGUGACGUGUCAGAAGAUUUGGAAAACUACGACAGUUAUGUGAGUCUUAUGUUAGCUAAUGUUCAUUAUACCUUGACAUCGCCCAGACAAUUGGCUCCGAAUGUAAUUGAAGUUGGUGGUUUACACAUCAAAAAUCCAAAACCAUUGCCUAUGGAUUUAAAGAAAUGGAUUGAAGACUCACCCGAAGGAGUAAUAUACUUUUGUAUGGGUUCCAUGACCAAAGGCCACACUUUUCCCAAAAGACAGCGAGAAGCGUUUUUACAAGCAUUCGAUUUGUUGCCAUACAGAGUCUUGUGGAAAUAUGAGAAUGAGUCAAUGGAAGGGAAAUCUGAUAAAAUUUUGUUGCGGAAAUGGUUGCCUCAGUUAGAUGUCUUAUGUCAUCCCAAUGUCAAACUCUUUAUAUCCCAUGGUGGAAUGCUGGGUACUAUGGAGGCUGUUUACUGUGGGGUACCAAUUUUAGUUAUGCCGCAGUUUGGUGACCAAUUUAGCAAUGCUGUGGCCUUAGAAGCUAAUGGAGGUGGAAUUAUGCUUAGAACUAGUGAUGUAACAGAAGAAAGUGCAUACAGGUCUAUUCGUCAGGCUAUCAAAAUGAAAGACCAAGCAAUUGCGUUAUCUGAACGGUUCAAAGACCGCCCGCUGCCCCCAUUGGACACUGCUGUGUAUUGGACAGAGUACGUUGUGAAACAUAAAGGAGCACCUUUCAUGAAGACUGCUGCUGCGGAUAUGCCUUUCUAUCAAUAUUAUUUACUAGAUGUUCUUGGGUUUAUUUUUGUAAUUUUAGGGCUAAUUAUAUAUUUGACAGUUUAUAUGACGAGAUUGAUAUUAAGAAUGAUACUGAGGGUUUCAAGUAAAAAGGUAAAAACGCAGUAAAUGUAUAAAGACUGAAUAAGGUUGUAAGGUUAUUAAAAUAAAAAUUAAAAAUA